Molecule: messenger RNA, 3949 nt
Organism: Microplitis mediator
Lineage: Eukaryota; Metazoa; Arthropoda; Insecta; Hymenoptera; Braconidae
Exons: 10
Coding region: 742-3048 (768 amino acids)
Source: RefSeq, a predicted model, not a curated record
CCACCACCGCACUCCAGCACUCAAGACUCCGAGAGAGAUGCGGACAGUCAGACACUUUACCAACAACCGAGUCCACGGACGGACGUUUUGUUGCUUAACGCCACUUACUCGAUACUUAUAACUCGAUUUUUUAUUAUAUUAUUUUUUUUUUUUAUUAUAUAUUUACUUCAAAUAAACAUUUAAAUAUCAACACUAAAUUGUGAAAUUAAUGUGUAAUUUUAUUGGCGAUAUUUUUAUUUUUUAAAAUUUAUUCUUAUCAAUAAAAUGGUUUUUUAUGGGACUGUUAAUUUUUAUUUGUGACGUGAUUGAUUUAAAUAAUUAUAAAAUAUAUUAAUAGACUUUUAAAUUUAUGUAAUUUUUUAAAUAUAAAAGACUUUAAGUGACGGAUAAGUGAUUUUUGUUUGCCAAAAUUUUUAUUAUUUUUACUCCAGUGGUUAAAAUAAAAAAAUUAGGCGGUUAAUUUAAUUUGUGAGACCGAAAUUUCCUUUAUUAAUUAUUAAAUAAAUUUUGUUCAUUUAUUUCAACAAUUAAUUAAUUAUUGAACAGUAUUCGAUAAAAAAUAACUGUGACCGCUUAAUUUAUUGAACAGGUUUUGUGGAUUUUAUUGUCAUCAUUGUUAUUAUUUUUUAAUUAUUUAAUGAAAGACAGUAGUGUUGAAAGUGUUAGAGUGUAAAAAAUAGUUAUUUGAAUAAUAUUUGAAAUAAAAUUUAUAUAUAAUAAAUAAAGUGAACGAAAUAAAAUAUGAAAAUGAGAGCAGCGGUAUUAGCCGCUUGCCUCAUGGGCAUUGCCCUAGCCGGUAGUCCGCGAUUACCGCGAACUUCUGCCGAUCAAAGAAGCACCAGGAAUGCUAAUAUUAAUCAUAACAUUACCAAUAUUUUACCUGCAUCCAUGAGAGGAUCUUCACGCAGUCGAGAGCAAUACCUCUUCAAUGUAUUUGAAGUGAUAGUAUCAACCCUCGAAUCAAAACUACAGCGGAUUGAAAACUUGGACAAGGCUGUCGAGCAUUUGAUGAGACGGGUAGAGGCACUGGAUUCACGUGUUAACGACAAUAUUGACAAGACAGACGCUGUAAUUACUAAGCUGCGAACCUUGGAUCUAAAGCUCUUCCAUGCACAACCCACUUUUCCGCCGGAAGUUAUGAGACAAAGUGAAGGAAUGUCUGAAAGAGCUGAUGGACAUCAGGAAGAGUCUGUUCCGGUAAUUCGUUUAAUACAUAAUGACAAUCCAACACCCGAAUAUUUGGGAGAAAAGUUACUGUCGUUAGAUCAAAAAGUAUCAGAUAUUGAUGAUAAAUUAGUCAACUUAAAAAAUCAAUUAGACAGUAAUUUUUUACCAAGUGACGACAUAAACGCCGAAGCUAGUGAAAAAAAACCAAUAAGUAUGAAUGUUAUUGAGAUAACAAAAGCAAUGAGUAAUGAAGUUAUGAACCACGUGACUAUUGAAAUUGAAAAUCUCCGGCAAGCUACCGGUAACAUGGACAGAAAAUUACAAUUCCAUAUGAACUUAGUGUCUGAUACACUAGGUUCUGUUUAUACGAUGACCAAAGAUAUUCACGAGGCGCUUAUUGAUAAGGGACAGCAACAUUCUGCGACAGACGUUAAUCAAACAACGGCCAAUAAUGAGCAAAAUCAUGUUGCUAAGCGAAGUAAGAUUGAUCGGCUCGUCGAAAAAAUUUAUCCUGUAAUUAAUUUUUCAGACAAAAUGGAUCAAAUUUGGACUGUAAUUGUGGGUACUAAAACUGCGGUAGACAAUCUAUUACCUAAGUCAGACGAAUUAUUAAUCCAAAAUCAACGUCAAGAACGAGCAAUAAGUACAAUCCAUUCUGACUUACGUACAAAAACUAAUCAAAUAAUUGAAAGUCUCGAGGACGUUGGAAAUAAAUUAAAGAAACAGGAAAAUGACAUUGCAACAUUUGCUCAGCGGCCAAUUCCAGCAGAGCUUUUACUAGAUCCAACAAUAGAUCGUCUUGUUGAAUACGAUCCCAACCGAUACAUUGCAUUGAAUGAUGAAUUUGCGCCAGAAGCAUUACCAGCAUCAACAACUACUACACCUUUCCCUACAUCAUCAUCAUUACAAGGCUCAUCAGCAGCUAACCCACCAUCAACAACACCAAUAAGUGUUUCUGUUUCGAUGUCUUCAUCUACGUCAAUGUCGACGUCUUCAGGUGGAUCGACAUCAUCACCAUCGUCCUCAUCCUCAUCGCCAAUAUUGUCGUCGUCAUCAUCAUCACCACUGAUACCGUCAUCAUCACAAAGAUCAACAACACGCAACCGCGGAGUUAUAUUCCCAAGUGUUAAGAACAAACCGAGCCCGGCUAAUUCAACCUUCACUACUGACAAUGUUGUCGUCAACUACAAGGACAUCAAGGGAUACUCGUGCGUUGAUUUACUAAAUGCUGGAAUGAGAGAAAGUGGUGUUUACUAUUUACAAAUACGUGGUACAACAUAUUGGUUCUUAAAAGUCUACUGUGAACAAGAAAUUGCUGAUGGGGGUUGGACUGUAAUACAACGACGUGAUGAUUUUGGUGAUCCACGAGAGAAUUUUAAUCGUGACUGGGCAGAUUAUAAAAAUGGAUUUGGUGAUCCUGCACGCGAAUUCUGGCUUGGUAAUGAGAAUAUUUAUAUGCUGACGAAUAAUGAGGAUUAUUCAUUGAGAGUUGAACUUGAAGAUUUUGAAGGCAAUAAAAGAUAUGCCCAAUAUUCACACUUUAAAAUUUAUUCAGAAAGUGAAUAUUAUAAAUUAGAGAUUGAUGGAUACGAAGGUAAUGCAGGUGACUCAUUAAAUGAUCCAUGGUACGGUUCUAACAAUAGUCCUUUCUCUACUUACAAUCGAGAUAAUGAUAGAUCAUCAUUGAAUUGUGCUUCAAUGCUGAAAGGCGGAUGGUGGUGGAAAUCAUGUGGUAGAGGAUUAAAUGGACUUUACUUAAAUGAUCCACAAGAUCUUACAGCACGACAAGGUAUUGUUUGGUUCCGUUGGAGAGGAUGGGACUACACCUUAAAGAAAGCCACAAUGAUGAUAAAACCCAAGGGCCCAAUGUCUAUGAGUUAAAAUUAAAUUCUACUCAAAAACACGUGUUACUUAUCACCUACAGACUUGGCGGCACAAAUUAAAAUUUAUUUAUAUUUAUAAAUAACAAAAUACCAAUUUAAUUUCUGUUAAAUAUUUUAUAUAUUUAAGACAAUUAAAAGAAGUAUAAAAAUAGUUAUUCAUACUCGAUAAUGAAUGAAAAAUUAAAACUUAAAUUUGAAUGCUGAAAAAAAAAUAUAAUUAAUGAUGAAUGCUAAGUAUUUUUUUCGCCUUGUUUGAGUGGUUUCGCCAUAUCAUUAUUUGUCCAUAUGAUUAUGAAAGUACACACAGUAUUCUUUUGUCACUAUUUUAUAAAAUAAGUGAUUUGCUCUUUUAUCAUUUAGAUUAAUUCGCCUCGUCGUUUUUAAGUGAUCUAAAAAGAGUUAAAUGAAAUAAAAAAUAUAAUUAAUGAAUAUGUAUUAAAUUCAAUUAAUUAAUUGAGACACUUCGUAAUCAGUAUAAAAGUAUCAUAAGAGAAUUAUCAUUAUAAUUAACUUUUAAUUUGUAUGGAUGUGAAAGAAGUAUAUUGAACAAAAAAAAAAUUAUUUAAAUUAUAAAAAAAUUAAUAAGUAAAAAAUAAAAUUUAUAAAAUUCUUUCUUUGCAGAAAAUAUUUGGCUGCAUUUUAUUAUCUAGUAGUAAUUUGUUUUUAUGUAAAUCAAUUAGUGAUUAAUAAAUCGAUGAGGCUAUCGGGACAAUACUGCAAUGUCCAUCUAACUUGAAAUAAUAUAUUCCAGAGAGUGCAUUAUUGCUUUAUAAAAUGAGAGUAAUUGUUAAGAAACCACCGAUUUACUGUUAAAAAAAAUAUUGAAAAUAACACAAAAAUGGCACUCUUUGGGUGAACGAAUGUAUAUUCAAGUUUUUUUUUUUUUUUAUUUGUAAAAA